Messenger RNA from Asparagus officinalis (garden asparagus), 809 nucleotides. Its product is annotated as CASP-like protein 5C1. NCBI's taxonomy places the organism in Eukaryota, Viridiplantae, Streptophyta, Magnoliopsida, Asparagales, Asparagaceae. Bases 232 to 693 code for a protein of 153 amino acids. Gene Ontology annotation, cellular component: membrane. The record is from RefSeq and is a predicted model, not a curated record. The transcript is spliced from 3 exons.
CAACGGAACCAUCUGACCACCAAACCCCCGUUUCUCUUCCGUUCUCCUCUCUCUCUCUCUCAACUCGCUUGACCCUUCCCUCCCUCUGCAGGAGCAUUUAAUUGCGAUUAGCGAAGAGCUGAAAUGGAAGUGAAAUUGGUAAUUAGUACCGACGCGCGAGAGACGUGAGGGGCCCAGAGAGGAUAAUCAGGACCGUUGGAUCUCGCCGGAGGAGUUACUGGUGGCCGUCCGAUGGUUGAGGUUCCGGGCGCUUUGGGGACCAAAGUCAGCCUUUUUCUCAGGCUAGGGCAAGUGGUUUUCUCCUCUGCUUCCCUCCUCUUCAUGUCCGUUGGGGUUCAAUUCUACAGCUACACAUCCUUUUGCUUUCUAGUCACAAUCAUGGGUUUGGUGAUUCCGUGGAGCACUACGCUAACUAUGCUAGACAUGUACUCUCUUUUCAUAAGAUGCCCUGUUCGAGUACCAGGUAUAAUGGUGAUUGUGGUUGUAGGAGAUUGGGUUUUAUCAAUAUUAUCACUGGCAGCAGCCUGUGCAAGCGCUAGUGUUGUUGAUCUUCUUGCUCACUUUGAUAGAAGUUACUGCCCUCUAAGGCUUUGUGGAAGAUACCAGAUAUCUGCGUCGAUGGCUUUUGUAUCUUGGUUCCUAACUGCUAUUUCAUGUCUUUUCAAUCUUUGGUUUGUAGCCUCCAGUUCUUGAUACAAUUUUGGCUACUCAAAUUUUGUAGAGCCGCAAAGUAAAAAAUAAUUUUCAGGACAUAAGUUUUGUAUAUAAUAUAAUCCCAGAGCUGGGGCACUGUGCCAUUGUUAGGCAUA